AGAGAGGGGACCAGUAGAGAGCAGUCCGUCUCCGUUGGAUGCGCUGUUGGUCGUUCUGGUUUUAAAGCUCCAUCCUCGGCACACAGCGCCCCUUCCCCAGUCCGUCAAAACCUGAAGGACUAUGACUGAUAGGGCCAUCUCCCAAUUCAAGGUGAUCCAGUUUGGAAGAUAAAACAUCUGUGACCUGUGCAUCCUACACCCCCUCCAGAUAAAAUGAGGACUAUCUCAUUGGGCGUUGUAUGGCUGUGUCUCGGCCUGUCCCUGGAUGCUUUGUCUUUGAACGGACGAAGAAGAGAGACAGUAGAUGGAGAGAAAACUGGCCCAGCGAUCAGAGGAGAGAAGCUGCUCAAAAGAGUGAGACGCGGCUGGAUGUGGAACCAGUUUUUCCUGCAGGAGGAGUACACAGGCAGCGACUACCAGUACAUUGGCAAGCUCCAGUCGGACCAGGACAACGGCAGUGGCUUAGUCAAGUACGUUCUGUCCGGCGAGGGGGCCGGCACCCUCUUCGUCCUCGAUGAGAAUAACGGUGACCUGCACGCCACUCGGCGCCUGGACCGCGAGGAGAAGGCUUUUUAUAUCCUCAAGGCCACAGUGGUCAACAAACAGACGGGUCAGAAGCUGGAGCCAGAGACGGAGUUCACCGUCAAGCUCCAUGACAUCAACGAUAACGAGCCUCAGUUCAGCAGAGAAGUUUACACCGGAAGCGUGCCUGAGAGGUCUGAUUUCGGUACAUCAGUCAUCCAGGUGACAGCUACGGAUGCUGAUGACAGUAUGUAUGGGAACAGUGCCAAACUGGUGUACAGCAUCAGCCAAGGACACCCGUACUUCUCUGUGGACCCAAACACAGGUGUGAUCCGGACCGCCUUGGGUCCCGACGACAUGGACCGCGAGCAGAGGGAGCACUAUCAGGUGGUGAUUGAAGCUAAAGACAUGGCCGGACACAGAGGAGGGCUCACUGGAAGCACCACGAUUAACAUCACGCUGACGGAUGUCAACGACAACGCUCCCCGCUUCACUCAGAGUAUUUACCAGUUCAGAGUUCCUGAGUCGUCUGUGUUCGGCACUCCAGUUGGGAGAAUCCUAGCCACCGACAGAGACAUCGGGAGGAACGCCGAGAUGUAUUUCACCAUCGUCAGUGGAGACGGCAUGGACAUGUUCGACAUCUCCACUGACAAAGACACCCAGGAGGGAGUCAUCACCGUCAGCAAGCCUUUGGAUUUUGAGAAGAAGCCGUCGUACACAGUAGAGAUCCAGGUCCAGAACACCCAUGUGGACCCUCGCUUCAUGUCCGCAGGCUCCAAAGACAUGGCCACGGUUCGAAUUGCGGUGGACGACGUGGACGAGCCACCGCUGUUCGACAAAACCAGCUAUCUGAUGGAGGUGAAGGAAGACGCUGCAGUAGGCGUUGCUGUGGGCUCAGUCAGUGCCAUGGACCCCGACGCAGCUCGCAGCAUGGUCAAGUACUCUAUCGACCGCCGCACCGACAUGGACCGCCUGUUCAACGUCCAUCCGGGGAAUGGAUCUGUGUUCCUGCUCAGAAGCCUGGACAGAGAGGAGACCGCCUGGCAUAACAUUUCAGUCAUAGCCACUGAGUUCAAUAACCCCCGUCAGAGCAGCCAUGUCCCCGUCUACAUCCGUCUGCUGGACAUCAACGACAACGCUCCCACCUUCGCCACCACGUAUGAAACCUAUGUCUGUGAGAGGACGAAGGCCGGCCAGCGGAUCCAGACGGUGAGUGCUGUCGAUGCCGACGAGCCGUCAAUGGGACACAAGUUUUUCUUCAGCCUGGCUUCUGAGGGGACCCACCGCAGCAACUUCACUGUCCGGGACAACGGAGAUAACACUGCUGGCAUCCUCACACGUCGAGCCAGCUACAGCCGCCUUCACCAGAGCAUCUACCUGGUUCCCGUGGUGAUCACCGACGGCGACUACCCCAUGCAGAGCAGCACCGGCACUCUCACUGUGAGGGUGUGCACUUGCGACCGCGAAGGCAACAUGGAGCUGUGUAACGCAGAGGCUCUAAGCAGCUCUCCUGGUCUCAGCACCGGAGCGCUCAUCGCCAUCCUCCUGUGUGCCAUCAUACUGCUGAUGAUCGUGGUCCUGUUCACCGCUUUGAAACGCCAACGAAAGAAGGAGCCGCUCAUCAUCUCCAAGGAGGACGUCCGGGACAACGUGGUGAGCUACAACGACGAGGGCGGCGGCGAGGAGGACACCCAGGCUUUCGACAUCGGAGCGCUGCGACACCCGGACGCCGCCGCCGCCGUGCUGGAGGAGUCGGCCAAACAGCGGCGCGACAUCAUCCCCAGCGACACGCUGCUGUACCCGCCGCGCCGCCGCCUCCACCUCGCCGCCUCCGGCCUCGUCAUGCCGCCGGUCAGCGUGGUGUCGCGGGACAACGGGGACGUCCGCGAGUUCAUCAACCAGAGAGUGCUGGAGAACGACUGUAACCCGACGGCGCCGCCGUACGAAUCGCUGGCCACCUACGCCUACGAGGGCGCGGGCUCGGUGGCCGAGUCGCUGAGCUCGCUGGGUUCAGCGUCGUCCGAGGCGGAGCAGGACUACCACUACCUGAGUGACUGGGGGCCCAGGUUCAGGAAACUAGCUGACCUGUACGGGGCUGAGGACGGGGACUUCUCCUAACAGAGACACCACGAACGCACCGUCUCUCCCGUCUCUAAGACAGGUCCAGGAAAGAUUUCAGUUUGGACCGAUGCAGGGCCGAGGACAGCAACAUCUAACUCACACAAACUCACUAUUAGAGAUUGUGUACAGUACAGGCCAAAAGUUUGGACACACCUUCUCAUUCAAUGCCUUUCCUUUUUA
Molecule: messenger RNA, 2823 nt
Organism: Perca flavescens (yellow perch)
Lineage: Eukaryota; Metazoa; Chordata; Actinopteri; Perciformes; Percidae
Product: cadherin-6
Exons: 12
Coding region: 214-2640 (808 amino acids)
Biological process (GO): multicellular organism development; cell-cell junction assembly; homophilic cell-cell adhesion
Cellular component (GO): adherens junction; catenin complex; plasma membrane
Molecular function (GO): cadherin binding; calcium ion binding; beta-catenin binding
Source: RefSeq, a predicted model, not a curated record